This is a messenger RNA of Cebus imitator (Panamanian white-faced capuchin), 2517 nucleotides long. It is a transcript of the gene ASPG, whose product is annotated as asparaginase. The record is from RefSeq and is a predicted model, not a curated record. Gene Ontology annotation, molecular function: asparaginase activity; protein binding. NCBI's taxonomy places the organism in Eukaryota, Metazoa, Chordata, Mammalia, Primates, Cebidae.
AUGGCGCGCGCGGUGGGGCCCGAGCGGAGGCUGCUGGCCGUCUACACCGGCGGCACCAUCGGCAUGCGGAGCGAGCUGGGCGUGCUCGUGCCUGGGACGGGCCUGGCUGCCACCCUGAGGACGCUGCCCAUGUUCCAUGAUGAGGAGCACGCCCGAGCCCUCGGCCUCCCUGAGGACACCCUGGUGCUGCCCCCGGCCAGCCCCAACCAGAGGAUCCUCUACACCGUGCUGGAGUGCCAGCCCCUCUUCGACUCCAGUGACAUGACCAUCGCUGAGUGGGUUCGCGUUGCCCAGACCAUCGAGAGGCACUAUGAGCAGUACCACGGCUUCGUGGUCAUCCACGGCACGGAAUCCGUGCUGUCUUUCAUGCUGGAGAACCUGCAGAAGACCGUCAUCCUCACCGUGGCCCAGGUGCCCAUCCACGCCCUGUGGAGCGAUGGCCGUGAGAACCUGCUGGGCGCACUGCUCAUGGCCGGCCAGUAUGUGAUUCCAUAGGUCUGCCUCUUCUUCCAGAAUCAGCUGUUUCGGGGCAACCGGACAACCAAGGUGGACGCUCGGAGGUUUGCGGCCUUCUGCUCCCCGAACCUGCCACCUCUGGCCACUGUGGGUGCUGAUGUCACAAGGAGUGUGAGGCCAGUACACAUCAGCGUGUCGGACGCGUCACAGCGCCGGGUCUCAGGGGCCUGGGCCAGGGCCCACUUGUUCACUGAGGGCCAGGGCAGCCCACAAGGCUUCUUGGAGGAGGUGGCUUGUGAGCUGGUGCUGGUGGGGUGCUUGCUUACUUGCCCAUGCUGGAUGAAGGCCCUCUGUAGCCACAGCGCUUUAUUGACGGCAGCAGGGCCUGUCUUCCCCGCUACCGAUGCCUCAUCUGCUGAGACGCGCGACCUUGGAAAGUCCUUUUAUCUCAUGCAAGCUGCUCUGGCAGAAGGGCCGGAGACGUGGGUGGGCAUCCACCUGUGGGCGGGGGAAGAGCCCUGUGCGGGGAUCCUGCUGCCCAGGUUCCUGUGCCGGCACUGUGCCGGGCACUCCAGGUGCCCAGGCCCUUCCCCACCCCAGGUCUCGUUUCUCUGGGCUGGGCUCUCAGGCCUCCAGGAUGCUGACUGCCCUGGGCAGGCUCUGACGCCCCUCAGUGCGGUGGGAGUCCUGGUGUCCAGCCCUGCUCAGAGGGAGGUUUCUUGGAGUGGGAAGGUCGGGAGAGCCCUGGGGGUCAAGUGCUGCCAGAGCGGCGGCCUUCAGCUCAAGGACAGGCGGGCCCUCGGGGAGCUCCUCUGCAUCGCCGGGUUUGAGGGGCACUGGCCCUAUCCUUCAGGGAGCGGGCAGGGCUGGUAUGCGGCUCAUAGCCGGACCAACGGGUCCUCCAUGCAGGCCUGGUGGCAGCUCCUCCCCCAGAUUCCAGCUGGCUCGGCCCCGCUGCUGUGCUGGGCAGGGGUGUUAGCACUGGGGCCUCUGGUGGCCUUCUCAGCUCCUCUCCCACCUCUCAGAUGUUUCCGCGGUGUUCUGCCACAGAAGGCCUUCGUCCGCACAGAUAGGGCAGCCCUUUGGGAGAAUGUUCGGGCGUUCCUGCAGCCUCCCAUGAAGGGCGUCGUCAUGGAGACCUUCGGCUCAGGGAACGGACCCAGCAAGCCCGACCUGCUUCAGGAGCUGAGGGUGGCGACCGGGCGCGGCCUGGUCAUUGUCAAUUGUACCCACUGCCUCCAAGGGACUGUGACCGUGGACUAUGCCGCGGGCAUGGCCAUGGUGGGGGCUGGCGUCAUCUCAGGCUUCGACAUGACGUCAGAGGCUGCCCUGGCCAAGCUGUCGUAUGUGCUGGGCCAGCCGGGACUGAGCCUGGAUGACAGGAAGGAGCUGCUGGCCAAAGACCUUCGUGGGGAGAUGACACCACCCUCGGCGGAGGAGCGCUGGCCCUCACUGCAGGGCACCACGCUGGGCUGUGGGGUCUCCUGGCUCCUCAGUCUGAGUGGUGGCCAGGAGGCGGAUGCCCUGCGGAGCGCCCUGAUACCCAGCCUGGCCUGUGCUGCCGCCCGAGCCGGUGACCUGGAGGUGCUGCAGGCACUGGGGGAGCUGGGCAGUGACCUGAGCCUGGUGGACUUUAAUGGCCAAACCCCACUGCAUGCGGCUGCCCGGGGAGGGCGCACAGAGGCCGUCGCCAUACUGCUGCAGGGAGGUGUGGAUGUGAACGCCCGGGACACGGAUGGCCUCAGCCCGAUGCUGCUGGCUGUUCGGGGCAGGCAUCCGGGCGUCGUGGGGUUGCUGCGGGCGGCCGGGGCCUCCCUGUCUGCCCAGGAGCUGGAGGAGGCAGGGACGGAGCUAUGCAGGCUGGCAUCCAGGGCUGACCUCAAAGGCCUGGAGGUGUGGUGGCAGGCAGGGGCUGACCUGGGGCAGCCGGGUUAUGACGGGCACAGCGCCCUGCAUGUCGCGGAGGCAGCUGGAAACCUGGCGGUGGUGGCCUUUCUACAGAGUCUGGAGGGUGCGGUCAGUGCCCAGGCCCCAGGCCCGGAAGUGCUGCCUGGUGUCUAA